CUCAGACUCGCAGGUGAGACAAAGGUACCAUGCGCGUGUGUACGAGUAAAUGUGUGUGUGUGUGUGUGAUACUGAUGUGCUGGUAAUCUAAACAGGUAACAUGCAAGCCGACGGUUGGAGAGGGCUGUACUCCUUGUUCACUGGCCAUGAGCCGACCCAGGAGUUCCUGGAGCCUUACAUGGCGUCCAUUCUCUACUUCACAAUCAACAUGGCCACUGGAGUCAUCUUGAGGGCCCUCUCGGCUGCCUUUUUGCCUCCUUCCAUUCGAGGGUUGGCAAUGGACUUUGUCUCUACAAUGGAAACGUGUGCUUACUUCUUUGAGAACAAUUUCGUCCUAAAGCACUAUGGGGGCUUGUGGUUCGCCAUUGUCAUCGUGAUCCAGUGUUUCGUGUGUUCCAGAACAUUCGGAGAGUCCAGUGAGAACCCGGUCAAGGCCUUGCACCAGUUGCUCCACAAGGAGAUCCCCCUAACCACGGCUCUCCUCAAGAUCUUUGUCCAGUCUCUGGCCGGCCUCGCGUCCUAUCGCUUUGCAAAGUUGAUCUGGUCUCUAGAUCUGAUAGAGGACCAUCACGAGAGGUAUUACGAAACUGAAUGUGAGAGUGACCUUCACGUGGCCCUGCUGGUGGGCUUCCUAUUAGAGCUGGGGGCUUGUUUGUCAGAAACGUGGCUGGGUUUGCAGACGGUCUCCGCCAUUCCUAUUGUUGACGAACUGAUCAAGUAUGUCAACGCCGCUACUAUGAUCACAUUAGGCUUCUCCUUCACUGGAAUGUAUUUUAACCCAGCCAUGGCCAGUGGACACACCCUGGGCUGUGAGGGCACUGCCCUGCCGGAACACUUCUUCGUGUACUGGGUUGGCCCGUUCAUCGGCUGCCUCGUGGGACUCCAACUGAACAAGCUGCUCCACAUUGACGUCACGGAGAGCAAGGGAGAUAAGCAGAAGAAAACGAAAUAAUGUGCCCGGAAAAUUAACCCAAAAAAAAUGGCGUUUAAUUUCAGCCUGUAAUUAGUUGUGAGAACCUGUGACAUCGUUGAACAAAUCUCUUUACCUUCCUCUGAUAGAAACAGAUAAAAAUAUCUGAAACUUUUAUUAUUUUAAUUAGUGUAUUUUCGUGAUGAGGCAUCGUCGUCUGCCAUUUUGCUAAACGCAACUUACCUCCCCCUUUUUUUUUUAUUCAUUUCAUUUGUUAUAUAGACACAUUUCGUAAUUCCAUGUUGUAGAACAUUCACCCUAUUCUUUUCCCAACAGAAUUGAGAAAUAAAUGUCUCUUUAAUUUUUUAAAA
Biomphalaria glabrata is the source of this 1281-nucleotide messenger RNA. Its product is annotated as aquaporin-11-like. Gene Ontology annotation, biological process: transmembrane transport. The coding region runs from base 101 to 952 and encodes 283 amino acids. Gene Ontology annotation, molecular function: channel activity. Gene Ontology annotation, cellular component: cytoplasm; membrane. The record is from RefSeq and is a predicted model, not a curated record. The transcript is spliced from 5 exons. NCBI's taxonomy places the organism in Eukaryota, Metazoa, Mollusca, Gastropoda, Planorbidae.